AACUCUUCAGUGUUGAGAAGGUAAAAUAUGAAAUGGUGGCCGUUUGCAAUGGCUUCGAAAAUAGCCAACUUGAAUUACUGUGGGAUUUACACCUUGUAAAGAGUUGAAAAAAAAAGAUGCACAGAUUUGGCAAGACAUUGCGUAGAUUGGCCAAGUAUGGAAUUGUCCUAGGAGGCGGAACAUGUAUUUUGGCUUGGGCCUCAAUACCAAGUCCUCAGGUUCCUAAUGUAGUUGCAGUGGAUGACCAGAUGAAUUAUGCAUGGUCCCCCCUCCCUACCAGACAGAACAUGAUUAACUCACUAAAAAAUGAUGAGUUUGAUGUUUUAGUCAUCGGGGGAGGAGCCACAGGAUGUGGGGUGGCUCUAGAUGCAGUCAGCAGAGGAUUGAAGACAGGCUUGGUGGAGAAGUUUGACUUUUCCUCAGGAACUAGCAGUCGAAGCACAAAACUAAUCCAUGGAGGGGUCCGAUAUCUACAGAAAGCUGUCUUUGGGCUAGAUAUAGAACAGUAUCGCAUGGUCAAAGAGGCACUUACUGAGAGGGCUAACUUGAUUCAGAUUGCACCUCAUCUGGCUUACCCAUUUCCUAUCAUGCUGCCCAUAUACAAAUUAUGGCAGGUUCCUUAUUUUUGGUCAGGAAUCAAAGCUUAUGAUGUGCUAGCAGGUAAACAACUCCUCAAACCAAGUUAUUAUUUAUCUAAACGGAAAGCACUGGAACUCUUCCCCAUGUUAAAGAGAGAAAAGCUGGUGGGAGCACUCGUAUAUUACGAUGGUCAGCACGAUGAUGCACGGAUGAAUAUUUCCAUUGCUAUCAGUGCAGCACGAAUGGGAGGCACCAUUACAAACUACACCGAGGUAGUAAAACUCUAUAAAAAGACGGAUGAGAAUGGAAAGGAGGUAUUAUGUGGGGCCAGAAUCAAGGACAGACAAACAGAUCAGGAGUUUGAUGUGAAGGCAAAGUGCAUAAUAAAUGCUGCCGGACCCUAUACAGACAACAUAAGAUUAAUGGAUAAUAAUGAAGAGAAGAAGAUCUGUCAGCCCAGUCAGGGUGUACACAUAGUGCUACCUGAUUAUUACAGCCCGGACAAGAUGGGAUUACUGGAUCCCUCCACUAGUGAUGGUAGAAUCAUUUUCUUCUUGCCAUGGCAGAAACACACAUUAGCGGGAACAACUGAUUCCUCCUGUGAGAUCACAGACUACCCUACUCCCACAGAGAAAGAAAUCCAGUUUAUCCUAAAUGAGGUCAAAAACUAUCUUCAUCCUGAUGUGGAGGUUCGUCGUGGUGAUGUACUGUCAGCCUGGUGUGGAAUCCGUCCACUGGUGUCAGACCCAAACAAGAAAGAUACUCAGUCAGUGGCCAGGAACCACAUCAUUGAAGUGGCCCAGGACCACCUGAUUACCAUAGCAGGAGGGAAAUGGACGACCUACCGACACAUGGCCGAGGAGACAGUAGACAAAGCUGUGGAGAUCUGUAAGUUAGAGCAUGCCAAGCCAUGUCAGACCAAAGGGCUACUACUGGAUGGAGCUCAUGGCUGGACCCCCACUCUAUUCAUCAGACUCGUCCAGGACUUUGGACUAGAAAGUGAGGUGGCUCAACAUUUGGCUAAUACAUAUGGAGACAAAGCCUUUAAGAUUGCUAAAAUGUCUUCAUUAACUGGAAAGAGGUGGCCUGUGGUGGGGAAAAGACUACAUGAAGAAUUCCCGUAUUUAGAGGCAGAGGUCGUCUAUGCCGUGAGGGAGUAUGCCUGUACAGCCAUAGAUAUCAUUGCUCGCCGGACCCGACUGGCCUUCUGUAAUGCUAAUGCUGCUGAAGAGGCCUUACCCAGAAUUGUGGAAAUCAUGGCAGGGGAGCUCAAGUGGAACAAAGCAAGGCAACAGGAUGAAUUAAGUAGAGCCAAGACAUUCCUGAGGAGAGAGAUGGGACUAGAACUCGGCAGUGGAGCUUCCAAUGUUCCAAUCAAUUUUACCAAAGAUGAGAUCAAUGUGUAUGUCAAGCGAUUUAAGAGUUUGGACAGAGACAAUAAAGGCUACAUAAGUGUAAACGAUCUCCGACGUUAUUUCAAGCAAACUGGGGAGAGAGUUACAGAAGACCAACUCCAUGAUAUUCUUAGUGAAGUUGAUCUCAAUCGCAAUGCCCAGGUGGACAUCGGAGAGUUCCUUCAGUUAAUUUACUGUGCUAAGAUAGCAGCCAAGAUAAAUAGUCAGGAGGAUAAUGAACAAGACCUCCACAGAAAACAUCAGAGGCUGAUGAGUGCAUUGAAAAGUGGAGCAGUUUCCAACUCGCGGUUUGCAAAGGCUGUGGAAAUGUCAGCAGAGAAAAUUCCAGUGGACAGGAGUGGAGGAGGGGUUUAAUGUGAAAUAUGAGAUAGAUAAUUAAUUAUUACCAAUGUUGCACAUGAAAUGAAUGGAUGUAUGUUACCAGUAAACUUUCACAAGCCACGUUUGAUAUUGAUAUAAGUAUGUUUGUUCUAUCCCAUACGUGAACCUAGAGUUGGCAGUGUAAACAUUUUAAAUUUUUGUGCCUCCACCCCCCCCCCUUUUUUUUUUUAAAAGUGUUUUAUGCUUGUCUUUUCUCAUCUCUGUAUGUUUUUGGUGCAGCACUAUAGUUUUUAUUAUUUGCAAUUUCAGCGGUGGUUACAAUUUGAUUAUUUUGACUAGUGAUUUAGAGACACUGUAGAUAGUGUAUGUAUCAAUAAAGUUUUGGUCUUUAGAUACUGUAUAUCAGUUUCCAUUCUGUUCUGCAAAUGCAAUGUACAGUAUAUGUGUCAAGACAUCGUGCAUUUUAGUUUGAAUUCAUUUAAAAAUCUUGUACAAUAUACAUGUUCUGUGACUUUAAAUGAACAAUUUGAAGGUCAGUCUACAUUUUGUGUCAAAUUGAUAUUAAACAGUUUACUUUGCUUUUUCAGAUACAAUGUACAUAUAUGUGCAUGUUUUUGUACCUUUAUACUCUGUGAUCUUGCAAUGCAAAGAAUAUUGACUAUAUUAAGUACAAAACUCAAGUUCUCAUUUGGAUCUUUUCAAAAUAUUCAUUUACCAAUGAUAUCUCAGUACUAUGAACUCAAAUGUAAUAAGAUGAGUGUGUUUUCACUGUCCUGAUGUACUGAGUAUUAUUUCAUUAGAUACGUAUAUAGUAAACCAACCUUAAUUCAUGUGCAGAAAAUAUUGAUGCAAGCACCCUUUACUUGCCGAAGUAUGUAGUUGUGAACUGAUCAAUUUUUAAGUGUGCAUUGAAAGUGUCUCACUUGUGAAAAUUGUUUGUCACAUAACAAAAAAAAUAUUGCAGUUAAUGUCUGUUGUUUUACAGUCGUCCUGACGUUAAUUAUCCAUCCCAAAAUUAAUAAUUUGAAUGUUAAUAUAUUUUACAAGUUUUCUUUGUUUGUUAAGUUUGAACUUUGAAAAUCCAGAGGCUAUACUUCCCUCACUCAGUAAAUCACUCUGUACAACAGUUUAUGCAUUUACUUGGUUAAUAGUUGUACAGUACUGGUCUCAUUUUGGCAUUUAAUGAUAUAUGCAUGUAUUAUGAACUCUAUUUUUAAACUAUUUGAUUAUCAAUGUGAUGUAUUUUUGAAUAUGAAAUAAAUUUAAUUACAUGUAGUUUAAUGUA
Molecule: messenger RNA, 3600 nt
Organism: Ostrea edulis (European flat oyster)
Lineage: Eukaryota; Metazoa; Mollusca; Bivalvia; Ostreida; Ostreidae
Product: glycerol-3-phosphate dehydrogenase, mitochondrial-like
Exons: 18
Coding region: 117-2348 (743 amino acids)
Biological process (GO): glycerol-3-phosphate metabolic process
Cellular component (GO): mitochondrion; glycerol-3-phosphate dehydrogenase (FAD) complex
Molecular function (GO): glycerol-3-phosphate dehydrogenase (quinone) activity; calcium ion binding
Source: RefSeq, a predicted model, not a curated record